AGAAGAAGAAAGGACGCUAGAUAACCGGAAGCGCGUGGAGGUCGCCGCGGACUGCUCCAUCAUGUCUGCCGUUUAUACCACCGUCCUGCUGUGUGUCUACGGCUUCUUCUCCAGCCUGCGGCCGUCGGAACCUUUCCUCACCGCCUACCUGAUGGGAGCGGACAGGAACCUGACGGAGAGCCAGGUUGUGAAUGAAAUCUACCCGGUGUGGACGUACUCCUACCUCGCUCUGCUCCUCCCGGUCUUCCUGCUCACAGACUUCCUGCGCUAUAAGCCUGUUCUGGUGCUGCAGGCCUGCAGCCUGGUGCUGACCUACCUGCUGCUGUGGAAGGCCCGGGGCCUGGCCGCCAUGCAGCUGCUGGAGUUCUUCUUCGGCCUGGCCACGGCGUCCGAGGUGGCCUACUACUCCUACAUCUACAGCGUGGUGGAGCCAUCGCUCUACCAGAGGGCGACGGCCUACUGCCGCAGCGCCACGCUGUUCGGCUCGGCCGCCGGCUCGCUGCUCGGUCAGCUCCUGCUGUCGCUGGCCGAAGUGGAGCUGGUGCACCUGGUCAUCCUCACGCUGGCGUCGGCCGCCAUGGCCGCCGCGGCGCCCUGGUUCCUCCCCAUGCCCAAGAGGAGCCUGUUUUUCCACCAGAGUCCAGCAGCGCAGGAGGAGCGACCGGCCGGCUGCAGCUCGGAGAAGGUGGAUGACUCGGAGAGCAGCGUGUCCAUGAUGUCCAGGUCGUCUGAGCCGCCAGGGGGCGGCGGCGGGCCGCUGCAGGUUUUACGGACGCUCCUCCACGACUUGGUGCAGUGCUACAGGUGUCCCACCCUGCUGGCCUGGUCGGUGUGGUGGGCUCUGGCCACGUGCGGCUACUUCCAGAUCAUCAACUACGCCCAGGCGCUGUGGGAGGACGUCCGUCUGUCCCACCAAUACCAGAUCUACAACGGCUACGUGGAGACGCUGUCCACGCUGCUCGGCGCCCUGGCUGCGCUGCUGGUGGGCUGCCUCCCCGUGUCCUGGGCCCGCUGGGGGGAACUGCUCCUCUGGAUCCUCUCCCUGCUCAUGGCCGCCUGCGUGUUCGUCAUGACGCUGCCGGAUAAAAACAUCUGGGUGUGCUACAGCUCCUACGUGGUCUUCAGAGCCGUCUACAUGCUUCUCAUCACCGUGGCAACCUACCAGAUAGCAGCCAGCCUCAGCAUGCAGAGAUACGCUCUGGUGUUUGGAGUCAACACCUUCGGGGCUCUGCUGCUCUGGACUCUGAUCACCGUGAUUGUGGUGGACUCUGCCGGGCUGGGCCUGGACGUCUUCACGCAGUUCCUCAUCUACGGAGGCUACUUUACUGUUAUAUCUGUCAUCUUCCUGCUGGCCGGGCUCUACAGAGUGUUCUCCUCCAGGCGCUCCAAGCUGGACCUGACGGAGGUCCACGGAGAGUCUGAUGCACCGCUGAAUGGCGGCGUUACAGUCACUGAUUCAUCUUGAGAAGGGGAAGUUGCAUCACUUUCCUUGGAGCAAACUGAAUAGGCGCCUCUACUGGUGUCAGCGUGUGCUGUUCCCCAGAUCUACUUUUCAUCUUUAUUGACUCUACUUUAUAUUUCUAGUUGGGCUGGGCAGUUAAUUGCAUUUGCAAUAUAAUUGCAAUUUAAGAAAUCGCAAUUUUAAAAUCGCAAUUUUGGUCAAGUUAUAUGUAACAAGACUAAUAACCACAUAUUUUUUCCUCGCUCCAGCACUUUGUGGUGCUCAAAUGUUUAUAGUAGAUUUGCUGCCUCAAAAAAGCAAAGAGAAACUUCUAGCUAGCACUCUGAUCUAUGCUAGCACGUAGAAGUUAGCACUUUUCCAAACAGAAGUCACAAUAAAGUUCCGCAACAACAGACUUUAGACAAGCAAGCUUUAAAGGUCAUUAAAAAUUAAAACCCUGGUGUGAAACAUCUACACACUCUUGAUGAGUGCAAAGGAAUAUCGACAAAAACAAAAAACAAAAACACAUUGGUUGAAAAUAAUCGCAAUUUUGGUUUUUUGGCAAAAUUGUUCAGCCCUAAUUUCUAGUAAGUCUGAGUCACACAGACCUAAAAAGACCCGCUGCCAUCUUCAUUUGAAAAUAUGCAGAUAUUUGUUUUUGGCCACUUUGGUUAAAAA
Molecule: messenger RNA, 2119 nt
Organism: Cyprinodon tularosa
Lineage: Eukaryota; Metazoa; Chordata; Actinopteri; Cyprinodontiformes; Cyprinodontidae
Gene: slc19a2
Product: solute carrier family 19 member 2
Exons: 6
Coding region: 62-1465 (467 amino acids)
Biological process (GO): vitamin transport; transmembrane transport
Cellular component (GO): plasma membrane
Molecular function (GO): vitamin transmembrane transporter activity
Source: RefSeq, a predicted model, not a curated record